GACUUUCCAACUCACCAGCACUAAGCCUCUUCAUAAGCUAAUGCUUCUCAUUCAUUGAAAAUAAAGAUAAAUAAUAGGAAACACCAAGAUUUCGGAGCAAUCGAGCAAAUUUUCAAGGACUUUUCUUACAAUGGCACCUUCAACCACGAAGCAGUGGACAGUCACCGGCACCGAGAAGGGUUUCGAUGGCCUGGAAUACGGCGACGUCCCCGUGCCGAAAGUGGGUGACAGCGAUGUCCUCGUUAAAAUCAACGGAGCCUCGCUCAACUACCGCGACCUGAUCAUUCCCCAGGGCCUAUACCCCUUCCCAACCAAAUUCCCCGUUGCCGCCUGCUCUGAUGGCGCAGGCGAGGUCGUCGAGGUCGGCCCGCGAGUGACGCGCUUCAAGCCCGGCGACAAGGUCGUGACGCUCUUCAACCAAGGCCACCAGUUUGGCGCCUUCCACGCCGCAGCGGGCACAACAGGCCUAGGCGGUGCCGUCGACGGUACCCUUCGUCAGUACGGCACCUUUGACGAGAGCGGUCUGGUCCACGCGCCCCAGAACCUCAACGCCAUCGAGGCGUCGACGCUCACCUGCGCAGGCCUGACAGCCUGGAACGCGCUGUACGGUCUCAAGCCCCUCCUGCCGGGCCAGUGGGUCCUUGUCCAGGGCACCGGAGGUGUUUCCCUCUUCGGCCUGCAGUUCGCCAAGGCGGCUGGCGCCAAGGUCAUCGCGACGAGCUCCUCGGCGGACAAGUGUGAGCAGCUGAAGAAGCUCGGCGCGGACCAUGUGAUCAACUACCGCGAGGACACGAGCUGGGGCGCGACCGCGAAGAAGCUGACCCCUGGUGAGGCGGGCGUCGACCAUGUCAUCGAGGUCGGCGGUGCCGGCACGCUGGAGCAGAGUGUCGAGGCCAUCAAGUUCGAAGGUGUGAUUAGCAUCAUUGGAUUCCUGGGUGGCGCGAAGCCCAAGGUCACGGCCCUCGACGCGUUGAUGCAUAUUUGCACAUUCCGCGGCGUGUAUGUGGGGCCUCGUUCCAUGCUGGAGGACAUGUGCCGGUCUGUGGAGGCGAACGAUAUUCACCCUGUUCUGGAUCCCAAGAUCUUCAGCUUGGACCAGGCUAAAGAGGCCUACCAGUACAUGUGGGACAAGAAGCACUUUGGCAAGGUUGCCAUCAAAAUUGAGUAGGUAUCGAUAGACUUAAUAUACAAGUAGGCCGCCAGUGUAAGAGAUCCGAAUGCAAGAAAACCAACAACUUUUAUUCGCAUUUC
This is a messenger RNA of Cryphonectria parasitica EP155, 1251 nucleotides long. Its product is annotated as NAD(P)-binding protein. The coding region runs from base 131 to 1168 and encodes 345 amino acids. The record is from RefSeq and is a predicted model, not a curated record. NCBI's taxonomy places the organism in Eukaryota, Fungi, Ascomycota, Sordariomycetes, Diaporthales, Cryphonectriaceae. The transcript is spliced from 2 exons. Gene Ontology annotation, molecular function: oxidoreductase activity.